AUGCCGCGUCUCAAUCUUCUCCAGCUGCUCUUCGUCUCGCUGAUGCUUCUAUCGCUUGUCUUUGCGACUGAAUCUCACGAUGACACCUCCCGUGAGUCCCACCAGGGUAUCCUGGCUGGUGUCCAAGGUCAUUCUAGCAAUGCCCUUCAUGACGCCCUCCACGCUCUGUCCAACAAAUUCCGCGACGGCGUCUUCGAAACUGACCUGAGUGCCGCCGAAGCCCUGGAAAAAGAGGAUCAAUCCAUUGCCAGCCUGGUGAAGUUUGUCAAGCGUGAGAGCAAUGCCACUGCCACUCCCGAGCCCACCUCAAGUGCUUCCUCGUCCGAUCCCACCACAUCCAGCAGUGAUACACCCACUACCUCGGACACCCCGACCUCAAGCUCUUCCUCCGACACUCCCACUACUACGAAUAUCCCCACCUCCACCACAACCAAGUCUACCCCAACCACCACUGAGCAACCCACUACCUCUUCAUCCUCUUCAUCUUCCACCGCUCCGACCACCACCAGCACCACUUCAUCUUCUUCUUCUUCUUCUUCUUCCUCCUCCUCUUCGUCAUCGUCUUCAUCUUCCCCCAGCUCAUCGGCUACGACUCUGUCGACCACAACCAGUACGACUUCUUCGUCUUCUUCUACCGAGACCACCCAAACCACCACCGCCCCAGAAAGCUCGUCUACUUCGGUCUUCAAGGCCACCACCACUUUGCCCAAUGGUGACGUGAGCACUCUGACCUCCACCACUAUCGUCAUGGUGCACCCAACUGGUUCGGACGCAACCACUACUGGAGCCGGUCGCGGUAGUCUGCAAACUGGUGCUGCCGCCUUGCCCAACAGCGGCCUCACUCGCGAGGUGGCUGCCAUGGUCGGCGGCGCUAUCGUGGUCGCUAUGGCUCUGUAA
This is a messenger RNA of Penicillium cosmopolitanum, 897 nucleotides long. RefSeq names its product putative GPI anchored cell wall protein (Dan4). The transcript has a single exon. Lineage: Eukaryota; Fungi; Ascomycota; Eurotiomycetes; Eurotiales; Aspergillaceae. Bases 1 to 897 code for a protein of 298 amino acids. The record is from RefSeq and is a predicted model, not a curated record.